Molecule: messenger RNA, 1227 nt
Organism: Juglans microcarpa x Juglans regia
Lineage: Eukaryota; Viridiplantae; Streptophyta; Magnoliopsida; Fagales; Juglandaceae
Product: protein TRACHEARY ELEMENT DIFFERENTIATION-RELATED 7A-like
Exons: 3
Coding region: 132-974 (280 amino acids)
Biological process (GO): plant-type secondary cell wall biogenesis
Source: RefSeq, a predicted model, not a curated record
UUGGACUAACUAGGAAGCUAAAGAGUCUUGAGCCCGACCAGUACAAAUAGUGCCCAUCAUGCAUCUGCUUUGUACGUCCACCUUAAGUAGUACUGAUCUCUUCAAAAUCUCUUCCCAAACUAUCUUUAAAGAUGAGUUACCCGUAUUACUCUCCACCACCACCAUCUACGCCACCCCCUCCACCGCCUUCAGCGGUCCCAUGUAACCCCCCGCCACCACCGCCGCCAAGCCCAUCACACAAUCAGUAUGGCCAACCCAAGACACCGCCACCUCAUCCCAUAGGUCCUCCAACUCCUACAAUCAGUCCGGUUUCACCACCAAGAUCACAACCAAUUGCACCAGUACCACCUUCACAUCAUGUAUUUCCACCGCCAACACCGAAUAAUGGCCCAACCCCAACGCCCCCACCAGACGUUGCAGCAUCUCCGCCAACAGGCCCAAAGCCACCACCAUCACCAUGGCCAACAAAUUAUGGUCCAACUCCGCAACCAAUAUUACCUCCAACUACAGCAGCACCACCACGACCAUAUUCCCGGCCACCCACUCCCCAACCUGGCGAGUUCCCGCCAGUCUUUGGGCCUUCUCCUUUUAACUCUGUCCCACCGUCGUCAGAAAUUGGGUCACCGCCGUCCGGAGGCAACCACACAACUAUUAUCGUUGCCUGUGUCUCCGUAGGCGGUGUGCUCUUCCUUGCAUUCCUCUUAGUUGGUCUCCUCUGCUUGGCAAAAAAGAAGAAGAAGCCAGUGAUGGUUCCUACAGCCGCUUAUGUUGAAGAACACGAAGAAGUUCGUGAAACCGCCGCAACAGGUCCAUUUGGAGAGCAAACUGUAACAAUGUCAGUAGAGGACGAUGUAGAAAUUCAUGAAGUAGUGGGUACAGGUGCUGCUAUUGGUUUGCAUGGAACUGCUGGAGGAGGCCCUAUGUAUGGAGAAGGGGUGCAUGGCCAUGGCGUUCCCCCUUAUACUCCAAGCUAGUACCAAAAAUAUUGGCGCUAAAGCUGUCUUCAUCGUCUAGUCUUCUCCAUUCACCUGUUCGUUUGUCUGUUUAUUUGUUUGUUUGUUGGGCUGAGAUAUCAUUCAUUUACUUGGCCUCCGAACCCCCUCCCCGCUAAGGAAAGCUCUUUUAUUUUAUUUUUCUGUAUUUUUUUUUUCUUAUUAAUUCAUGUGGAGUACUGGAUUGGAAUAACGAAUGGAGAUGUUGAAAUUAAUGACAGUGCGCGUUAUGAUA